CUGGGAUUGAAUAUAAUGUCAACAUGGUUCUCAGAUACUGCAAUUUUGGUUAGCCCCGUCCCCUGUAUCAAAAGGGAGUAGCCGUAUACUAUAAAUACCCAGGCAUAGACAUGGCCUUGAGCUACCAAUCAUUGACAUAUCAGAUAUUUUCCCCCUGUUGUGUUUACAAAAAAAAAAAAAACAAGGAUGGAUAGGAAUCGCUUGCAACACCAAGUUGCCUGCAUGAGAAGGUCCCUCUUUGAUCAGGGUUAUCUAGACGAGCCAUUCAUCCAGCUGGAGGAAUUGCAGGACGAUGCCAACCCCAAUUUUGUACAAGAAAUUGUCACACUAUUUUACAGUGAUUCGGCAAGGUUGAUUCAGAACAUCGAACAUGCACUGAACAGUAGGCCUAUUGACUUCAAUAAACUGGAUGACUACAUGCACCAAUUCAAGGGAAGCAGCUCUAGCAUUGGAGCUAAAAAGGUGACGAAUGAAUGCACUGUUUUCAGAGAACACUGCAGUGCAGAAAAUGCUGAAGGCUGCAUUAGGAGUUUUCAACAAGUGAAGCAAGAGUACGCGAUCCUAAGGAGGAAGCUGGAAGUUUAUCUUCAGAUGGUGGGACAAGCUGCAGUUUCUCAAACGGCAUGAGUCGAUGCAGAUAUACAAGUCUCUUGAAUAUCUAAAUGUUAUCAAUAAUAGUGGCAAUAGUCUACCACUUUAUAUUUCCUGCAGCUUUUGAUCCUGUUGUUCUCGUCUGCGUACUUCCAAAUCGUAUAAAACUUGUAUAAAUAUCGAUGAAUAAAGAGAAGAAAAGGGAGGAAUAAAGUUCAAAAUAAAAAAAGAGGUCGAAAAUGGCUC
Messenger RNA from Hibiscus syriacus, 837 nucleotides. Its product is annotated as histidine-containing phosphotransfer protein 4-like. NCBI's taxonomy places the organism in Eukaryota, Viridiplantae, Streptophyta, Magnoliopsida, Malvales, Malvaceae. The record is from RefSeq and is a predicted model, not a curated record. Gene Ontology annotation, molecular function: protein histidine kinase binding; histidine phosphotransfer kinase activity. Gene Ontology annotation, cellular component: cytoplasm; nucleus. The transcript is spliced from 7 exons. The coding region runs from base 187 to 627 and encodes 146 amino acids. Gene Ontology annotation, biological process: phosphorylation; cytokinin-activated signaling pathway; phosphorelay signal transduction system.